Molecule: messenger RNA, 297 nt
Organism: Colletotrichum higginsianum IMI 349063
Lineage: Eukaryota; Fungi; Ascomycota; Sordariomycetes; Glomerellales; Glomerellaceae
Exons: 4
Coding region: 1-297 (98 amino acids)
Source: RefSeq, a predicted model, not a curated record
AUGGGAGGCGGUCCUAAGGUUCCCUACCCCAAGCACGUUUGGUCGCCGGCAGGUGGCUGGUAUGCCCAGCCCGCGAACUGGAAGCGCAACACCGCCGUCAUCGGCGCCGUCAUGGCUGGCGUCGUCGCCGUCCUCUGGAAGAUUAGCGCCGAGAAGGAGGUGCGCUACGUGAUGCCUCAGGAGGGCCGGUUCUUCCCCAGCAGAUACUGGUCGAAGCAGUUGAUCGAGUACGACAGAGAACAGGCCGCGAGGAAGGCCAAGGAUACGGCGCAGGCGGAGGCAGUUCAGAACUCAUAA